Aphis gossypii (cotton aphid) is the source of this 788-nucleotide messenger RNA. RefSeq lists its product as uncharacterized. Lineage: Eukaryota; Metazoa; Arthropoda; Insecta; Hemiptera; Aphididae. The transcript has 19 exons. The record is from RefSeq and is a predicted model, not a curated record. The coding region runs from base 54 to 788 and encodes 244 amino acids.
UAUAAUAGUUAUACCUACUUAUAAUUUUUAAUAUCUAAGUUAAAAUAUUUAAAAUGGUUUUUUUAAAACGUAAUUUGUUGAUUAGGGUUGUGAUAGCAAUUGUUAUAUUUUACUGGAAAGUCAAUGGCGAAUGUAUGGAAUCACUGAAAACAGAUGGAUUAGAUAAACGGACAGGAUUCCAAAAUCUUGCAUCAAAAGUUGGUUGUUUCGAAGUAAAAGACGAAGAUACUGAUUUUAAUGUGCCCAAUGAAUAUAAACUACGAGUUGAAAAACGAAUUGAAUCAUUUCAGAAGAUAAAACACGAAUUAACUAUUUAUGGGCUCAGUUAUGUGUACCAUCUUAUAGAUUUAGUUAAAAGACCCGAGCAAAUGCUUCCACCUGAAACAUGGUGUAAGAUUUUAGAAUGUGUAGACUCAAAUAUGAAUUUAAAACCAGAUACUCCAUUUGGCAAAUAUAUCAAUUAUGUAUCAAUGAAAAUAGACACACAUUCUCCGGCUAUUCGUUUUUGUUUUAUAAAAAAUACGUUAGUAAAAUCGAGAGAUAUUAUAAUAAGCGAUCAAGAUGACCAGAAAACAAAAAGAGAAAUUAAAUUGUUCAAGGCAAACAAAAAGAACGACCAGAAAACAAAAGAAGAAAUUAAAUCGUUCAUGAGCGAUAUAGCCGAUACAGGAUUUUACGCGCAAUUCUUUACAGCAUAUGGAACUUAUAAAAUGCAGUUUUAUAAACGAUCUCCAUUGACUUGGUGUACAAUUCAAGCUUGUUACAGUAAGACCACAUGUUACAAUUAA